Echinops telfairi (small Madagascar hedgehog) is the source of this 3276-nucleotide messenger RNA. It is a transcript of the gene SLC8A2, whose product is annotated as solute carrier family 8 member A2. The record is from RefSeq and is a predicted model, not a curated record. Gene Ontology annotation, molecular function: calcium:sodium antiporter activity. Gene Ontology annotation, cellular component: sarcolemma; axon; postsynapse. NCBI's taxonomy places the organism in Eukaryota, Metazoa, Chordata, Mammalia, Afrosoricida, Tenrecidae. Gene Ontology annotation, biological process: sodium ion transmembrane transport; cell communication; calcium ion import across plasma membrane. Bases 195 to 2969 code for a protein of 924 amino acids. The transcript is spliced from 10 exons.
CCCGGCUCUCCCUCUCAGUCUCCAGCUUCGCUCGCUCUUUGCCUCUUUCUCCCUCUCUCCCUCACUCUCCUCGGGCGGAGUCGCCCACCACGGCCAGCCCAGUUCUGGGGGGACCUGCUCCAGGCUGUAGCGGCAGUCUUCUUGACUUAACCUCCCGCCACCCCCUUCCCCUCCACAGGACCCUUCCAGGCUCCAUGGCUCCCCUGGCCUUGGUGGGGGUUGCACUCCUCCUGGGAGCCCCCCCCUGCUCAGGGAUGGCCACCCCGACCCCCUCCCCACCGCCUCCCCCGGCCAAUGACAGUGAUGCCAGCCUAGGGACCUGCCAGGGAUCCAACCGCUGCCAGCCGGGGGUCCUGCUGCCCGUGUGGGAGCCCGACGACCCAUCUCUGGGUGACAAGGUGGCCCGGGCCGUGGUCUACUUUGUGGCCAUGGUCUACAUGUUCCUGGGCGUGUCCAUCAUCGCCGACCGCUUCAUGGCGUCCAUCGAGGUGAUCACGUCCAAGGAGAAGGAGAUCACCAUCACGAAGGCCAACGGCGAGACCAGCGUGGGCACCGUCCGCAUCUGGAACGAGACCGUGUCCAACCUCACGCUCAUGGCCCUGGGCUCCUCGGCCCCCGAGAUCCUGCUGUCCGUCAUCGAGGUCUGCGGCCACAACUUCCAGGCCGGCGAGCUGGGCCCGGGCACCAUCGUGGGCAGCGCCGCCUUCAACAUGUUCGUGGUCAUCGCCGUGUGCGUCUACGUCAUCCCGGCCGGCGAGUGCCGCAAGAUCAAGCACCUGAGGGUCUUCUUCGUCACCGCCUCCUGGAGCAUCUUCGCCUACGUCUGGCUCUAUCUCAUCCUUGCCGUCUUCUCCCCGGGCGUGGUGCAGGUGUGGGAGGCGCUGCUGACCCUGGUCUUCUUCCCGGUGUGCGUGGUGUUCGCCUGGAUGGCGGACAAGCGGCUGCUCUUCUACAAGUACGUGUACAAGCGCUACCGCACCGACCCCCGCAGCGGCAUCAUCAUCGGCGCCGAGGGCGACCCCCCGAAGAGCAUCGAGAUGGACGGCACGUUCGUGGGCGCCGCCGAGGGGCCGGUGGCCGAGCUGGGCGGCCUGGGCCCCAGCCCGGAGGAGGCCCGCGAGCUGGACGCCAGCCGCCGCGAGGUCAUCCAGAUCCUCAAAGACCUGAAGCAGAAGCACCCGGACAAGGACCUGGAGCAGCUGGUGGGCAUCGCCAACUACUACGCCCUGCUGCACCAGCAGAAGAGCCGCGCCUUCUACCGCAUCCAGGCCACCCGGCUGAUGACCGGCGCGGGCAACGUGCUGCGCAGACACGCGGCGGACGCGUCGCGCAGGGCCACGCCCGCCGAAGGCUCCGGCGAGGACGAGGACGACGGCGCCAGCCGCAUCUACUUCGAGCCCAGCCUCUACCACUGCCUGGAGAACUGCGGCUCCGUCUUGCUGUCCGUCACCUGCCAGGGCGGCGAGGGCAACAGCACCUUCUACGUGGACUACCGCACCGAGGACGGCUCGGCCAAGGCCGGCUCCGACUAUGAGUACAGCGAGGGCACGCUGGUCUUCAAGCCGGGCGAGACGCUGAAGGAGCUGCGCAUUGGCGUCAUCGACGACGACAUCUUCGAGGAGGACGAACACUUCUUCGUGCGGCUGCUGAACCUGCGCGUGGGCGACGCGCAGGGCAUGUUCGAGCCCGACUGCGGCGGGCGGCCCAAGGGGCGGCUGGUGGCGCCGCUGCUGGCCACCGUCACCAUCCUGGACGACGACCACGCGGGCAUCUUCUCCUUCCAGGACCGCCUGCUGCACGUGAGCGAGUGCAUGGGCACCGUGGACGUGCGCGUGGUGCGCAGCUCGGGCGCGCGCGGCACCGUGCGGCUGCCUUACCGCACGGUGGAGGGCACGGCGCGCGGCGGCGGCGUGCACUACGAGGACGCGUGCGGCGAGCUCGAGUUCGGCGACGACGAGACCACGAAAACUCUGCAGGUGAAGAUAGUUGAUGAUGAGGAAUACGAGAAGAAGGAUAAUUUCUUCAUCGAACUGGGCCAGCCCCAGUGGUUGAAGCGAGGGAUUUCAGCUCUGCUACUCAAUCAAGGGGAGGAUGGGGACCGGAAGCUGACGGCUGAGGAGGAGGAGGCGCGGAGGAUCGCGGAGAUGGGCAAGCCGGUGCUUGGGGAAAACUGCCGACUGGAGGUUAUCAUCGAGGAGUCCUAUGAUUUUAAGAACACGGUGGAUAAACUCAUCAAGAAGACAAACUUGGCUUUGGUGAUUGGGACCCAUUCGUGGCGGGAGCAGUUUUUAGAGGCAAUUACGGUGAGCGCAGGGGACGAGGAGGAGGAGGAGGACGGGUCCCGGGAGGAGCGUCUGCCGUCCUGCUUUGACUACGUGAUGCACUUCCUGACGGUGUUCUGGAAGGUGCUGUUCGCCUGCGUGCCCCCCACUGAAUACUGCCACGGCUGGGCCUGCUUUGGCGUCUGCAUCCUGGUCAUCGGCCUGCUCACCGCCCUCAUCGGGGACCUCGCCUCCCACUUCGGCUGCACCGUGGGCCUCAAGGAUUCCGUCAACGCUGUUGUCUUUGUAGCCCUGGGCACCUCCAUUCCUGACACGUUCGCCAGCAAGGUGGCGGCGCUGCAGGACCAGUGCGCGGACGCGUCCAUCGGCAACGUGACCGGCUCCAACGCCGUGAACGUGUUCCUGGGCCUGGGCGUGGCCUGGUCGGUGGCCGCCGUGUACUGGGCGGCGCAGGGCCGCGCGUUCGAGGUGCGCACGGGCACGCUGGCCUUCUCCGUCACGCUGUUCACCGUCUUCGCCUUCGUGGGCAUCGCCGUGCUGCUCUACCGUCGUCGGCCGCACAUCGGGGGCGAGCUGGGUGGGCCCCGUGGCCCCAAACUGGCCACCACCGCGCUCUUCCUGGGUCUCUGGUUCCUCUACAUCCUCUUCGCCAGCCUCGAGGCCUACUGCCACAUCAGGGGCUUCUAGGACCCCCGGGAUCGGCCCCUCCGCGGAGACGCACUCCCGGUGGACUUCUCUGCGCUGGCUGUGGACCUGGUUGCCCCGGAGGCCCGGCCAGGUCUUGUCCCUCCCCAGACUCAGCCUGCCCUACCCUGACCCUCCCUCUGCCCCUUCUCCUGAGAGUCACCUUCUCUCCACCCCAAAGCCUCCCCUCGGCCUGGGAUUUCACCUUUGGCCUGCGCACUGAGCUGCUUACCCGCAAAGUCAGCGGUUCGAUCCCACCAGUUGCUCCGCGCCACGAAGAUGAGGCUCUCUGUUCCGGGGCAAGAUUUUC